AUGCUAGUGGGCUCGAGCCUGUGCAACCCGGGCGUCCUGUUCCCCGCUUUCGUGCACAGCCAGUUCCUGAUCGCGAGCCAGUCGCUGAACGGUUCGACGGUGAGCUCCAGCCCGCCCACUCCGGUUAACGAUGCCUCCGAUGGAAAGGGCUCGCCCGUGCCCCAGACGCCUUCCGAAAGGACGGGGGCGCCGCCGGGCGCGGGCAAAGACGCCGUCAAGCUGUUCAUCGGCCAGAUCCCGAGGCACCUCGAGGAGAAGGACCUGCGCCCAAUGUUCGAGCAGUUCGGCAAGAUCUACGAGCUGACCGUCCUCAAGGACAAGCACACCGGAAUGCACAAAGUUUUGACAAGUGGCGCGCCGGCGGUGCACGUGGGGCGGGCGGGCGCGCAUGCGUUUCCGCCGGACGCAUGCGCAUGUCGCGCCUCCCCGCAUGACGUCACGCGCCGGCCGGCCAGCCGCCAGUCGCGCCUCCGACCGCCGCGCACACAACCGACGACCACCGGCGGCAACCGCGGCCCGACUUCGCAACCAACCCGCCACUAUGACCCCCCGCUUAUGAUAACACGCCGCGCGCCCUUCGUU
Molecule: messenger RNA, 582 nt
Organism: Iphiclides podalirius (scarce swallowtail)
Lineage: Eukaryota; Metazoa; Arthropoda; Insecta; Lepidoptera; Papilionidae
Source: the annotation of a GenBank genome assembly